This is a messenger RNA of Chara braunii, 1132 nucleotides long. NCBI's taxonomy places the organism in Eukaryota, Viridiplantae, Streptophyta, Charophyceae, Charales, Characeae. The record is from the annotation of a GenBank genome assembly.
ACUGGACAGACAAGGAGAGCAUGGCGCUUGUGAGGCUGCUGUUUGAGGAGGACUGCGCGCAACAAAGCAGGCGAGGGAGGCAGAAGAUCAGGGGGAGACGAGAGAAGUACGAUUGGAUAAUAGGGAAAAUGGUUGAACAAGGCUUCCCGAAACGUGACAUGAUGGAGGACUGCGAGGCAAAGUUCUAUGCCCUUCUAGACAAAGCAAAAACAAUUCGAGAUUACAGCGGCAAAUCCGGCAAGUCGAGCUACUGGGACAUGUCACGUUCGGAUAAAAGGGAGAAUGACCUUCCGUUGACAUACGAGAAGCACAUGUUUGAAGCUCUGCAAUGGCAUCUUGGGAAGGCGGACGACUCGUGUGAGGACAUGAUGCACAAUGUCAAUCUGCAGAGAGCGCAGAUGAGCACGGUCACAAAUGAUGAAGACACCGGCGGCAGUAGUGAGAAUGGAGGGAGUCAGCGAAAAGUGGAUAGUGACAGCGGAGAGGGUGCCAAGUCUCGGCGGACCGGGGGUGGGAGUGGGCACAGUCGGCGUUCCGCGCCAGAGAGUUCAGUUGACGCUUCAAGGGGAGGUUCGUUCGCAGACAUAGCACAUGCUCUUGUCAACGCGAACGACCGUCAUGCCGACAAGUUCGCAGGGAGUUUUGCGCACACCAUGGAUGGAAUGAACAAGACCAUGGCGGACGGUAACAACACGCUGUUGCAAUGCUUUGCUAUGCUUUCAGGUGCGAUGGAUUCCUUAAAGGGAGCACGCACUCGUGGUGGCAAAAUGUCGUCUUCUCCGAUGCGCGGUAUUGUCAACUUGAAGGUUGUGGACAUGGUUGGAGAUUUCGCGCUGACCCACAGACGACUCAUCAAACAAGCGCAUGAGCUCGCCCGAAAGCGGGAAAUGUUGUUCACUCGUGUGUCAAGUAUGGUCGAGGAGCUGCAAUGUCUGCAGGGUGAGGUGGGGAAGGCAAACAUGAAAGAGGGGCAGGCGAUCUUAAGAGCCGAAGCUGCGGAGCGAGUUGUUGCUUCUCUGAGGGAGGAAGUGGCGCUGUCGGCGCGAAUACCCUUAUAAGGGUACCCGCCCUGGUUUUUGCCAGUGACAGAAAGUAUGGUCGUUAGGAACUUGAGUACACCAUGCGAAGUCGC